GAAAAGGGGUUGUAUCACCAUGAUAAAGACCAGUAUAGCCGAAUUGCUCGUCAGGGAGGAAAGGGUUUAUAUUUUGCUAAAUCCGGCACGGAGAAUGAGACUUGGGUACCGUUGCUUGAGAAGGCAUACGCUAAGCUACAUGGAGAUUAUUCGUCACUCAAUGGGGGUCAAAGUGGAGAGGCAGCGGAGGACUUAACUGGUGGUGUGUCUUCGAAGAUUCAUGUCAAUGACAUUCUGGAUAUCGACUGGUUUUGGACCCAUGAGCUUAUGCGUGUCAACGAGGACCGUUUGUUCUCAUGUUCAAUAUACAAUUUGCAGAAAGUUGGAGUGGAGCCUCCCUCAGAGACUAUCAGCGCGCACGCGUAUUCGAUUCUGAAGGCUGUGGAGUACCGUGGGAAGCGCUUCCUGAGGAUAAGGAAUCCAUGGGGUGACUCCGAAUGGACCGGUCGUUGGGCAGAUGGAAGUAAGGAGUGGACCUCCGAAUGGCUGAAUGCUCUUGGAGUUCUAGGGCAUGAGUUUGGCGAUGAUGGGGCCUUUAUCAUGGAAUAUGAGGACUUCCUCGAAACUUGGACUAUGGUGCAUAGAACCAAAUUGUUUGAUCCGACGUGGAUUGUGUCAUCUUUGUGGAUCAAAACCUUUGUUCGGCCGCCGCUUUCGGCUUGGGAUUUUGGAGAUGUAUCAUUCACCUUCACGCUUCCCAGCAGCUCGGCGGUUGUAAUUGUUUUGUCUCAACUCGACAAACGAUAUUUUGAAGCAGUCGCUGGGAUGUAUCACUGGUCGUUGGACUUCAGGCUCUACAAAAAAGGUAGCAGCGAUCUUCUGGCCACGUCCUCCCAUUCUACGUUUUACAGUCGGAGCGUUAAUACCGAGUUGACACUCGAGGGUGGCGAGUACGUCGUCCACGUACGGGCGGGUCGGUUUGAGACCGGUAGACCCAAGGACUAUGUUGCAUCGCGGUGUCCGUCCUGGAACAUUCGUAAGUUUUCAAGUGUAAUGAGCAAAGCAGCUAUCAGCGAGUCUAUUGCGUCAAGUGACUGUUUAAGCGUCAAGGAUCAUAUCCUUCCUCGCCCAGUGGAACUUUUUGCUGGCCGGGACCUGCACGAAAUUGAGAUUGAUAGCCAUGCCCGCCUGACGGCGAAACGCAAGGCAAGUGAACCGCCACUGCGCACUCCUUUACCAAAUGGUGCCGCCAAUAUCUACUCCCUCAAUGUCCCAUUUGGGCCCGAACCAAUGCCUUCUGGCUUCGUGGAGCCAGGGUCGGAGCCAGUUAUCGUGAACGGCCCUGAUUCCGAGCCAGCUACUCCGGUUGUUCCGAGUACCGGGUCCGAAACGUUCGAGGUCCCCGCUGCCUCGCCUAUCAUUAAUCGGGUGAUUCAUGAUGAAUAUGCGCCCCCUAUGACCACAACUCCUCCAGGGGUGCCAGACUUGAAACUGACAUUGGAUCUUGAUUCACCGACUGGGCGAACUGCUGAUUCAAAGCGCCAAAAUUCGACACCACGGACCGCUAUCAAGCCCGCGACACCCGAUUCAGCAGUUGCACCUCCGACGAGGAAAAACCUUUGCCACCGCAAGGUCCUGAAAUUCACGAAGGAUUCCUAUGUGACGGAUGUGGGGUACGUUGCUCAUACGGUUGAGAGGCGUAGUAACUCCAUACGUUCAACUCCCGAAACACAGAUGAACCCAAUCGUGGGCGCCCGUUACAAGUGCCUGGAGAUCAGCUGCCCCAACUAUGAUCUUUGUAGCAACUGCAAGACUGAGAAUAUCCACUUCAGUGGGACGCACACAAUGCUGAUGGUUCCAUCACCGAAGGAUGCGGUGCUUCUGGAAACGUAUGUCGAGGUGAGUUCUCAUCACUAUUCAAAGAUGGAAUGUCCCAGCACGAUCCGUGGUCAGCUGCGCCAUGGACAG
Cantharellus anzutake is the source of this 1908-nucleotide messenger RNA. RefSeq lists its product as uncharacterized. Gene Ontology annotation, cellular component: cytoplasm. Gene Ontology annotation, molecular function: calcium-dependent cysteine-type endopeptidase activity; zinc ion binding. The annotation marks the transcript as partial. Gene Ontology annotation, biological process: proteolysis. Lineage: Eukaryota; Fungi; Basidiomycota; Agaricomycetes; Cantharellales; Hydnaceae. The record is from RefSeq and is a predicted model, not a curated record. The transcript is spliced from 15 exons.